AAUCCUGUUGGGUGUUGGCCAUAUAUCGUCCGCGUCUUCGUUCUCGCAUCUCACUGCUCGUAAAAUUCAUUGCAAUUAAAUUAGCAGACAAUAAACGAAAGAAUAGAUAAAACCAAAGGUCAAAACCCUAAAUUGGGCGUAAACCCUAGAAAUUCUAUUAGCGAAGAAGCCCUAACAAGCUCUGAAUUUCGGUUCGAUGGCGAGCAGUUGGAGAAGAGCAUUGGGAAAUACGAGGUCCUUCGUAGGCAAUGCGAUGGGAGGCCUUAGAGGAGGAACCAACCUGGCUUCGUGGGUCGUGGCUGGAACCCUAGCUUACUACCUUUGGGUCAAGCCCUCCCGAGACCUCAAGCGCGAACAAGAGGAAAGGGCAGCGCUUGCAGCUUCGGAUCCUAAUCGCUACGUUGAGAAACGAAAACCAAUUCCCGACUCUCAGCAAACUGGUUUGAUAUACGGCAAGAAGAAUAAUGUAACUAGGAAUCAGGAGGAAUGAACUGCUGGGCAUCGCAAAUUUCAGGUGGGCAGGUGCUUCUCUUUGGAUCAUCACGAAGGAAACAUCUACUAAAUGUUCUUCUUUUUCUUUUCUUUUUUUUUGGGUUUUGCCAUUUCUAUUUUGUUCUCUAAUUAAUUCUAGAGACAAACAGGGGAAUGGGCAUGUUGCCUAGUAUAUUUCCUUUUUCUUUUCUUCACAGGGUGUGCUUGUCAGUGGCGAUGAACUCACGCAUAUCGUUGUGUUAUUUUGGCAUAUAGUAAAAAUUUACACACAGAAGAAGAUACGUUUUACGAAUUACAUUCAUGUAUAUGAUAAAUUAUUUUGGAUUA
This is a messenger RNA of Corylus avellana, 819 nucleotides long. RefSeq names its product subtilisin-like protease. The record is from RefSeq and is a predicted model, not a curated record. NCBI's taxonomy places the organism in Eukaryota, Viridiplantae, Streptophyta, Magnoliopsida, Fagales, Betulaceae.